Messenger RNA from Erigeron canadensis, 477 nucleotides. RefSeq names its product heavy metal-associated isoprenylated plant protein 26-like. The transcript is spliced from 2 exons. The record is from RefSeq and is a predicted model, not a curated record. The coding region runs from base 1 to 477 and encodes 158 amino acids. Gene Ontology annotation, molecular function: metal ion binding. Lineage: Eukaryota; Viridiplantae; Streptophyta; Magnoliopsida; Asterales; Asteraceae.
AUGGGUGUUGCAGCCUGUCUAUCGGACCUAUAUGAUUCAUGUCACGAUCGCCAUGGAAAGAAACUUAAGAAGAAAAAUCAACUUCAGACGGUGGAAAUAAAAGUAAAGAUGGAUUGUGAAGGAUGCGAAAGGAGGGUAAGGAAGUCCGUGACAGGAAUGAAAGGAGUGAGUUCAGUCGACGUGGACCCCAAAAAAAGCAAGCUGACCGUAGUUGGAUAUGUGGACCCAGAGAAAGUAUUGAAUCGAGUUCGGCAUCGGACCGGGAAAAAAGCCGAGAUGUGGCCGUACGUGCCGUACGAUGUGGUGGAGAAACCUUACCUUCCGGGUGUUUACGACAAAAAAGCGCCUCCUGGGUAUGUUAGGAAUACGGUCGAUGUGGAUCCGUCGACCGAGGGUUUGGUGCGGGCGAGUUCUACUGAGAUUCGGUAUACCACGGCUUUUAGUGAUGAAAAUCCCACGGCUUGUAUAGUUAUGUAG